AUGCUUGAUUGUCAAACUGUCGUGAAAAAGAAAAAUAAUGAAAAUUAGGAAAACUGAUCGGAUGUCCGCUGAAUUGAUUUUGUUUUAUUUUGGUGAUAUAUUUUUUUACAAUCCCCUAGGAUUGUGUUUUGCUUACCUGAUUAGUUUUAUAAAUAAAUACCCCUGAUUUCUGCAUGUUAACAACAUGAUAACAGUUUGUUGUUUACAUUAAAUACUAAAACUAGGAAUGAAACCGAAACACAGCAAUGAAAUGGAUUCCGGCUUUUUCGAAACGAACAUUGUUUAUAUAUUUCAUAUUAUUAUUUCUAUUAUAUUUAUUUUAUGUUUUGAAUACUUGUUUAGUUGACGAAAGAAAGUUUUCCCUGAAACGUUUUCUGCUGAAGGAACAUUAUUCAAAGUAUAAAAGUGCCGCAGUUCGUUUUGUUUCUCUACUGGGUUUCAACACACUAGAUGCAACUGAUUACAAAUACCGCAGACUUAGAAAUCAAAAUGUUAUGCCUGUAAAAAGAUUGCCUGAUGCGCUAAUUAUAGGUGUUAAGAAAUGUGGAACCAGAGCACUCUUGGAGUUUCUAAGGUUACACCCAGAUGUGCGAGCCGCAGGUUCUGAAGUGCAUUUUUUUGAUAAAUUUUAUCAUAAAGGCUUUGAAUGGUACAGGGACAGAAUGCCACCAACCCUCGAAGGCCAGAUUACAAUGGAGAAGACACCCUCUUACUGGGUGACAAGGACAGCUCCAAAAAGAGUCCAUGCCAUGAAUCCGGGGGUGAAGCUGCUGGCGGUUGUCCGGGAUCCGGUCACUAGAGCUAUUAGUGAUUAUACACAGUCGGCCAGUAAAACACCCUCGCUCCCGCGCUUCGAAGAGCUAGCCGUGGUCAACGGCAGCUGGGGCGGCGCCGUGGCGGCGGCGUGGCCGCCCGUGCGGCUCGGCGUGUACGCGCGCCCGCUGCGGCGCUGGCUGCGGCGCUUCCCCGGCCGCCGCCUGCUGCUCGUCAGCGGGGAGCGGCUGGUGGACGACCCUGCUGCCGAAAUGGCGAGAGUUCAGGAAUUCCUCGGCCUCAAACGAGUGAUCACCGAGAAGCAUUUCUACUUCAACUCCUCAAAAGGCUUCCCCUGCCUCCUGAAGUCGGAAAGCCGUUCCACCCCCCACUGUUUAGGCAAGACCAAGGGGCGAAGCCACCCCCAUAUCAACCCCGCCAUCAUAGAGACACUAAGGGAGUUCUACAGGCCGUUCAAUGAGAAGUUUUACGAAUUAUCAGGUAUAAAUUUUGGGUGGCCUUGAUGUGUUGUGAUUUAGGGCUAUUGCCUGGGUAUUAAGGUAGUUUGUUCCUAAUUUAGCAACGAUAUCAUUCUAAUGUAGGUGAAGUUAAGAUUUGGGCAUGGAAUAAUCAACAGCAGAAGUAAGUAUACUUGGCGUAACGUGAGAAUUGAUUUUUAACAGUUACCUACAUUUAAGGGGCUUUCCGCGGUUUACAUCGAUUUUUGACUACUUUUGAGUCGUUAUUCCUGCAUUUGCACUAUAGAUAGAAUUCUAAGACAAACGGCUAUCGGUUCUUUAAUCUUUUAUCUCCAUUCUGGUCUGCCGGAUUUUGAAAAAAUGAACACAUUUUUUAAACAUUUUAAAAAAUAAAAACUUUUUUCGUUAGUCGAUUGCAGUGUAGGAUUGUAC
Messenger RNA from Cydia pomonella (codling moth), 1664 nucleotides. RefSeq names its product heparan sulfate glucosamine 3-O-sulfotransferase 3B1 (gene Hs3st-B). The transcript has 6 exons. The record is from RefSeq and is a predicted model, not a curated record. Gene Ontology annotation, molecular function: [heparan sulfate]-glucosamine 3-sulfotransferase activity. NCBI's taxonomy places the organism in Eukaryota, Metazoa, Arthropoda, Insecta, Lepidoptera, Tortricidae. The coding region runs from base 246 to 1277 and encodes 343 amino acids.